GCUGUUGUAACUGGAAGCGAGAAGCAAGACACCUGCACAUUCACCACAACACACACACACACGAUCAGCCAAGAUGAGCGUACAGGGCGACACGGACGACGUGUUUGCGCGCUGGCGCGACAUCCUCGCAGCCAUGCCCCAAGUGGAGGGCCAGCCAACCCAGGAGCAGAUGGAUGCGCUGAAACAGAACAAGGAGGACAAGAAGGCGUUCCUCGAGACCCUCACCCCAGACGAACGCAAGCAGGCCAAGACCAUCGAGAAGGACUUCAAGAAGCAGAUGAAGCAGGCCAAGCCCAAGCCCAAGCUGACGAACGAAGAGGCAGCAGCCAAGAAGAAGGAGGCUCAGGAGCGCGCCGCUGCCAAGAGAGAAGAGCAGGAGGCAAAGCAGCAGAAGAAGGAAGCGACGGCCAGGGCGCAGACGAUGGAGAAACCGCUGCAGAAGCUCUGCCAAUGGCUCGGUAUCAAGUGCAAGGUCGUCACAAUCGACGACGAGACGUGCUUCGACGUCCUGCUGCCCAAGUGGCUGCGGGAGAACGAGGCGUAUCUUGAUGAGUACGACCUAGACGAAGGCACGAUGACGCUUGAUGCAGACGAACUGGAGAUGGCGUGCACGGGCGGUGUGCUGGCGCUGAGCCAGAAGUACUUUGGUGAGGGCUUCACCACCGAGUUCCCCUUUGACAACUUGGUCGAGCGCGCAGAGACCGCGAACGUGCUUGCGUCCAUGCAGGGCCUGCCGCCCUGGUACAAGCACAUGUCGUACCCCCUGACGGAGGAGGAGAUUGCCCUCGUCACUUGAGAGCACGUGCACCCGUGCCACCAGCUGGUGUACUUGUUUGUGUGGUGUGUGGUGAAUGUGCAUGGCUGUGAUUGUAUGAUGUGAUUGAAUGCAUGUUCGUAUGAUGUGAAUAUGUUUGUUCGUGUGCACGCAUGUAUGGCUGUGUAUGUGUAUGGAUGUGUGAUGAAUACAUGCGCGACGUAACGUGAUGUGUAAUGGACUUUUGUGUUUUGUUGACGUUUAUUCACCUGUUGUGUAUGUGUGUGUGUGUGAAUCACAUCACAUGCUCCGCUACGCGUUGCAAACAAGCUUGGGUUGGAUAUUGAACCAAAACAGUCAUGACCGUUGAACUACCCC
This is a messenger RNA of Salpingoeca rosetta, 1132 nucleotides long. RefSeq lists its product as uncharacterized. The record is from RefSeq and is a predicted model, not a curated record. The coding region runs from base 74 to 796 and encodes 240 amino acids. The transcript has 5 exons. Lineage: Eukaryota; Choanoflagellata; Craspedida; Salpingoecidae.